CCGGAUGGAGAUCGCUGGGUGGCGGCGCGGGAGCCGGCUGACCUGAGCUUUCCGUGUUGCGGCCGCAUAGGUCCGAAGAAUCUGCCACAGCUCCAACAUGGGCGGCAAAAACAAGAAGCACAAAGCGCCGGGAGCCGCAGCGGUGCGGGCCGCCGUGUCUGCUUCCAGAGCCAAAGCUGCUGAGGCCGGAGCUUCUGCGGAAACCCAGAACAAGAAGGCUGUGUCCAGGCCGCCCCCAGCAGCCGCUGCCGGCGCCCGGGAGCCCCGCGUCAAGCAAGGUCCAAAAAUCUAUAGUUUUAAUUCUUCAAAUGAUUCUGGCGGUCCGGCAAAUCUGGAUAAAUCUAUUUUGAAAGUGGUAAUUAAUAACAAAUUAGAGCAAAGAAUUAUUGGAGUGAUCAAUGAACAUAAAAAGCAAAGUAAUGACAAAGGAGUGAUUUCUGGAAGACUUACUGCCAAAAAGUUACAGGAUUUAUAUAUGGCUUUGCAAGCAUUUUCAUUUAAGACAAAGGACAUUGAGGAUGCCAUGACCAAUACACUCUUACAUGGAGGUGAUCUUCAUUCUGCUUUGGACUGGCUCUGUUUGAAUCUUUCAGAUGAUGCACUUCCUGAAGGAUUCAGUCAAGAAUUUGAAGAGCAACAACCUAAAAGUAGACCAAAAUUUCAGUCUCCUCAAAUACAAGCUACUAUUUCACCUCCAUUACAAACUAAAACUAAUAAACGGGAAGAAGACCCUAAGAUCAAGCCAAUAAAGGAAGAAAAAAAUAUGGAGGUAAAUAUGAAAGAGUGGAUUUUACAAUAUGCAGAACAACAAAAUGAAAAAGAAAAAAGUGAGAACUCUAGCAGUUUAGAAGAGGAAGAAAAAUUUGACCCUAAUGAAAGAUACUUGCACCUUGCAGCAAAACUUUCAGAUGCAAAGGAGCAAGCAGCUUCCUUUAAACUAGAAAAAAACAAGCAAGGACAAAAAGAAGCUCAAGAAAAAAUAAGGAAAUUUCAAAGAGAAAUGGAAACUUUAGAAGACCAUCCAAUAUUCAAUCCAGCCAUCAAAAUUUCACAUCAGCAAAAUGAAAAGAAAAAGCCUCCUGUAGUCACAGAAGAAGAAAAUGCUUUGAACUUUAAUUUAUUUGAAAAAUCUGCUGUUAAUGAAGAGCAAAAAGAUAAAAAGAAAGAACCCCAUGAUGUAAGAAAUUUUGACUAUACAACUCGAAGCUGGACUGGAAAAUCUCCCAAACAAUUUCUGAUUGAUUGGGUUAGGAAGAAUCUUCCCAAGAGUCCAAACCCUUCCUUUGAAAAAGUUGCAGUAGGUAGAUACUGGAAAUGUAGGGUAAGAGUAGUCAAGUCUGAAGAUGACGUCCUAGCAGUGUGUCCUACAAUCCUAACAGAGGAUGGCAUGCAAGCUCAGCACCUGGGAGCUACUUUAGCCCUUUAUCGUUUAGUGAAAGGUCAGUGUACAACAGGAGUUUUGUUAAGGAAACUUCAAGAAGAUUGUCUUCUAACUAAUGUGUCUCAUGUUAUUGUAGAUGAGGUUCAUGAAAGAAGUGUCCAGUCAGACUUCCUGCUGAUUAUCUUGAAGGAAAUUUUACAGAAACGUUCUGACCUACACUUGAUUCUAAUGAGUGCCACUGUGGACAGUGAAAAGUUUUCUACAUAUUUUACACACUGUCCUAUUCUCAGAAUUUCAGGAAGAAGUUAUCCUGUUGAGGUUUUUCAUCUUGAAGAUAUAAUCGAAGAAACAGGCUUUGUACUAGAGAAAGACUCAGAAUAUUGUCAGAAAUUUCUAGAGGAAGAAGAAGAGAUUACGAUUAAUGUUACAAGUAAAGCUGGGGGAACCAAAAAACAUCAGGAAUACAUCCCAAUUCAGACUGGAGCAAGUGCCGACUUAAAUCCAUUUUACCAAAAGUAUAGCAGCCGCACUCAGCAUGCCAUUAUGUACAUGACCCCUCAUAAAAUCAACCUGGAUCUUAUUUUGGAACUUCUUAUAUAUUUAGACAAAAGUCCUCAGUUCAGAAAUAUUGAAGGAGCAGUACUGAUCUUCUUACCAGGCCUUGCUCAUAUUCAACAGUUGUAUGAUCUCUUAUCCAAUGACCGAAGAUUUUAUUCUGAACGAUAUAAAGUGAUAGCUCUGCAUUCUAUUCUUUCAACUCAAGAUCAGGCUGCAGCCUUCACACUUCCUCCUCCAGGAAUCAGGAAGAUUGUUUUGGCAACAAAUAUUGCAGAGACAGGGAUCACUAUCCCAGAUGUUGUAUUUGUAAUUGAUACUGGAAGAACAAAAGAAAAUAAGUACCAUGAAAGCAGUCAGAUGAGUUCUUUGGUCGAGACUUUUGUCAGUAAAGCUAGUGCUCUACAGCGCCAGGGGAGAGCUGGGCGGGUCAGAGAUGGCUUCUGCUUCCGAAUGUACACAAGAGAAAGAUUUGAAGGAUUCAUGGACUAUUCUGUGCCUGAAAUUUUGAGGGUACCUCUGGAGGAAUUAUGUCUUCAUAUUAUGAAAUGUAAUCUUGGUUCUCCUGAAGAUUUCCUCUCUAAAGCCUUAGAUCCUCCUCAGCUUCAAGUCAUCAGCAAUGCAAUGAAUUUGCUCCGAAAAAUUGGAGCUUGUGAACUGAAUGAGCCUAAACUGACUCCAUUGGGCCAACACCUUGCAGCUUUACCUGUGAAUGUCAAAAUUGGCAAGAUGCUCAUUUUUGGUGCCAUAUUUGGCUGUCUUGAUCCAGUGGCAACACUUGCAGCAGUUAUGACAGAGAAGUCACCUUUUACUACACCUAUUGGUCGAAAAGAUGAAGCAGAUCUUGCAAAAUCUGCUUUGGCAAUGGCAGAUUCAGAUCACCUGACAAUCUACAAUGCAUAUCUAGGAUGGAAGAAAGCACGACAAGAAGGAGGCUAUCGUUCUGAAAUCACAUAUUGCCGGAGAAAUUUUCUUAACAGAACAUCAUUGUUAACCUUAGAGGAUGUAAAGCAAGAAUUAAUAAAGCUGGUUAAGGCAGCAGGAUUUUCAUCUUCUACAACUUCUACCAGCUGGGAAGGAAGCAAAGCCUCUCAGGCCCUCUCUUUCCAAGAUAUUGCUCUUCUUAAAGCUGUAUUGACUGCUGGACUAUAUGACAAUGUGGGGAAGAUAAUUUGCAUGAAGUCAGUGGAUGUCACAGAAAAAUUGGCCUGCAUUGUGGAGACAGCUCAAGGCAAAGCACAAGUACAUCCUUCCUCAGUGAACCGGGAUUUGCAAACUUACGGAUGGCUCUUAUACCAGGAGAAGAUAAGGUAUGCCAGGGUCUUUUUGCGGGAAACAACCUUAAUUACCCCUUUUCCAGUUUUACUUUUUGGUGGCGACAUAGAAGUUCAACACCGGGAACGUCUUCUGUCUAUUGAUGGUUGGAUCUAUUUUCAGAUACAGAAGGACAGAAGUGCUGCUGGAGACCUAUCUCAAGAUGGCAUUGUCCUUCUGAUGGCCAGAUUCAGCAUCUGGAUGUAG
Dipodomys ordii (Ord's kangaroo rat) is the source of this 3457-nucleotide messenger RNA. It is a transcript of the gene Dhx29, whose product is annotated as DEAH (Asp-Glu-Ala-His) box polypeptide 29. Gene Ontology annotation, cellular component: intracellular anatomical structure. The coding region runs from base 98 to 3457 and encodes 1119 amino acids. NCBI's taxonomy places the organism in Eukaryota, Metazoa, Chordata, Mammalia, Rodentia, Heteromyidae. The transcript is spliced from 25 exons. The record is from RefSeq and is a predicted model, not a curated record. Gene Ontology annotation, molecular function: RNA binding.